Messenger RNA from Caenorhabditis briggsae, 504 nucleotides. The coding region runs from base 1 to 504 and encodes 167 amino acids. The record is from RefSeq and is a predicted model, not a curated record. The transcript has 4 exons. NCBI's taxonomy places the organism in Eukaryota, Metazoa, Nematoda, Chromadorea, Rhabditida, Rhabditidae.
AUGUCGAUUUUGGUCUACGAUCGCGAGCACAACUUCAAAAAAUGGUACAUCUACUGGAUCCCCAAGACUAAAACUCUUGGUGUGAAAGACGAUAAGGAUGUCGUCUACGAAAGAGUCUGCACUCUUCCAGAACGCACCGAAUUACUCAAAGUCAGCAAGACACUGGUUGAAGAGAAAUGGAGCGCUCUGUUCUCGGAAAGCGGUCUCCAUAUAGAGGAAGUUUGCGAGAAAGAACUUGUUCUCAGCUUUGCGCUUCAACGCAACAUCACUUUGGAACGCACUGAACUGUCUGGAAAAUUCGACGAAUGCCUUUAUUUGGAAUACUUGCGUUUGAAAACUCUCACCAACGUGUCCCCAAUGAAAAGAAAGCGUACUGCUUCAUCCGUCGAGCAUCUGAAAACCGAGGAUCUCAAGCCACUUCUUGUACCAAAAAGUGACCCAGUUAAGAAGCGUACAACACGCAUGACUGCAAAAGCCGCUGGUCCAGAGUUCGACGACGAAUAA